Messenger RNA from Cololabis saira (Pacific saury), 1919 nucleotides. It is a transcript of the gene acta2, whose product is annotated as actin alpha 2, smooth muscle. The transcript is spliced from 9 exons. NCBI's taxonomy places the organism in Eukaryota, Metazoa, Chordata, Actinopteri, Beloniformes, Belonidae. The record is from RefSeq and is a predicted model, not a curated record. Bases 197 to 1330 code for a protein of 377 amino acids.
GGAGGCUGCUGGAGGCCCUGGCCAUGUUUGGACGGAGGGAUGGAUGGAGGAGGUGGAGGCUUGAUAAACUCUGGCUGCAGCACCUCAGACUCUCACUUCUGUCCGGCCCCCCCAACCCCCUCGUCGUCCCAGCAGGCCCUGCACGCCACGUGAGUCAGAGUUGUAGGUUCGAGGCCGUCCACAGCGCCCCGCAGUCAUGUGUGAUGAUGAGGAGAGCACCGCUCUGGUCUGUGACAACGGAUCCGGCCUCUGCAAGGCCGGCUUCGCCGGAGACGACGCGCCCAGGGCCGUCUUCCCGUCCAUCGUGGGCCGCCCCAGGCACCAGGGAGUGAUGGUGGGGAUGGGACAGAAGGACAGCUACGUGGGCGACGAGGCUCAGAGCAAGAGAGGAAUCCUCACGCUGAAGUACCCCAUCGAGCACGGCAUCAUCACCAACUGGGACGACAUGGAGAAGAUCUGGCAUCACUCGUUCUACAACGAGCUGCGAGUGGCGCCGGAGGAACAUCCCACCCUGCUGACGGAGGCGCCGCUCAACCCCAAAGCCAACAGGGAGAAGAUGACUCAGAUCAUGUUCGAGACCUUCAACGUUCCUGCCAUGUACGUGGCCAUCCAGGCCGUGCUGUCGCUGUACGCCUCCGGACGCACCACAGGCAUCGUUCUGGACUCGGGUGAUGGUGUCACCCACAACGUGCCGAUCUACGAGGGCUACGCUCUGCCUCACGCCAUCAUGAGGCUGGACCUGGCGGGCCGCGACCUUACCGACUACCUCAUGAAGAUCCUGACCGAACGCGGCUACAGCUUUGUGACCACCGCGGAGAGGGAAAUCGUGCGUGACAUCAAGGAGAAGCUGUGCUACGUGGCUCUGGACUUCGAGAACGAGAUGGGAACGGCCGCCACCUCGUCCUCCCUGGAGAAGAGCUACGAGCUUCCGGACGGUCAGGUCAUCACCAUCGGCAACGAGAGGUUCCGCUGCCCCGAGACGCUCUUCCAGCCCUCCUUCAUCGGUAUGGAGUCCGCCGGCAUCCACGAGACCACCUACAACAGCAUCAUGAAAUGCGACAUCGACAUCCGUAAGGACCUGUACGCCAACAACGUGCUGUCCGGAGGGACCACCAUGUACCCGGGGAUCGCCGACCGCAUGCAGAAGGAGAUCACCGCGCUGGCCCCCAGCACCAUGAAGAUCAAGAUCAUCGCCCCCCCGGAGAGGAAGUACUCCGUCUGGAUCGGCGGCUCCAUCCUGGCCUCCCUUUCCACCUUCCAGCAGAUGUGGAUCAGCAAGCAGGAGUAUGACGAAGCCGGCCCCUCCAUCGUCCACCGCAAGUGCUUCUAGAGGGCCCCCCCCCUAUGCCCCGGGCCCCCCUGGGUGCCCCAGAUCCCCCCCGGGCCCCCGGGCUCUGCAGCGGCCCCCCAGUCUCCGUCCAGCACCGCCUCUACGCUAACCCGCACCAGCUAGCAGGUCCACGGUCAGGUUCUGUGGAGGGGAGGACCCCGGCCAGAGCCCCCCUCCCCGUUUAGGUUGUGAUUGGUGCUUUCAGGGGUUUUUGAUGAACUGAACCUUUAAAAUCCAGAUUUUCAUCCAAUGGUCCCCCUCGGCUCACCGUAACCUGCCAAGUGCUGCUUGUCCACACUCUGUAGCCCCGCCCCCUGCCCCGCCACCCCAGUGUCCGUCCCGUCUCGUGUUAAAAGCGUGUUUCUGUUUGGGAUGAAUAAAGCUUGAAUGUUGCCCCUCGGGUGUUUUUUUUUUCCUUCUGUUCUGCGCUGCAACCAACCCCCCCCCCCCCCCCACCCCCUGGUGACGUCACGGGGCCGAUGAUGACGUCACUGCGGGAGGCGGCCAGGACAGAUGGCGGGAUAUGUGAGCAACACGGAAGUGAAAGUCAAAUGGCUCAAGACAAUAAAAAGAGCUCGUGAUUAAACAA